Molecule: messenger RNA, 2842 nt
Organism: Ricinus communis (castor bean)
Lineage: Eukaryota; Viridiplantae; Streptophyta; Magnoliopsida; Malpighiales; Euphorbiaceae
Product: serine/threonine-protein kinase A-Raf
Exons: 8
Coding region: 40-2286 (748 amino acids)
Biological process (GO): protein phosphorylation; signal transduction
Cellular component (GO): cytoplasm
Molecular function (GO): protein kinase activity; ATP binding; protein binding
Source: RefSeq, a predicted model, not a curated record
CCACUAUUUUCUUUAACUCUCUGUUCGACACAACUAUCCAUGAUCGCACCUCCAUCUCGUCAGUGUAAAAAACCAACCCCUGCAUCCGCGAUCACCACCACCACCACCACCGUUACAUCAAGCAAGCUGAAGCUGGUAUGCAGAUUCAAUGGAGCAUUCCACGUAAAGGCAACAUCAACGAAGAUUAUCUACAUUGGUGGGGAGACACGUAUUAUAUCCGUCGAGAGGAACAUGGACUUGCCAAAACUCCGUUUUAGAAUAUCCCAACUUUGCCCUAAUUUACAUUCUUUCUCACUCAAGUACCACCUUCCUGUUUCCGGGUCAGGAUUAGGGUCCGAACCUAAGGAUUCUCCUUUAGUUUCGAUUUUAUCAGACGACGACGUCUUGUGUAUGAUUAAGGAGUAUGAUAAGUUGGAGUUGUACGGUAAGCAUGCUAGGCUUUGGAUAUAUGUGUGUAGUUGUGACAGUAAUAAUGAAUGUGAUCCACAUAAUUACAGUGAUAUUUCAUUGAGGAAAAUGAACAAAUUACUGGCCAAACAAUGGCCUUUGAAUCUAAGGGAUGGAAAUUUGCAUGUGCAGAAUAAUGGUUCAGUGAAUUUGAAUCAUUUGCAUAAUUUGAUGUCUGAUCAUGUGGACGCUAAGCAGGAUUUACGACGGAAUUAUUAUCACAAUGGAAUUCGAAACCAGCGGGACCAUCAUCAAAGUGUUGGAUUGGAUGGAAGGGUUUCAGUGGGAAAAUGCUAUUAUGGGCUUAGGGCAAAAUCAAACAUUUCAAAGCAGGGACAAUGUUUGAGAUCAUUUUAUUUCUCUAAAAAUUCAGGUUGUACACGGAAUUUGAGUGAAGGAAGAAAAAGCCUGCUACAUUCAAGUUUUUACGUAUCAAGAGAGAAGAGUGGCUCUGCUGUCUCAUUGUUUGGAAAUUCAAAGUCCAGAGCUUGUGAUUUUGCUCAUGUGGAGAACAUGGAAUGCCAACAAGAUCUCUUGACUGGUUCCCCAUAUAAACCGCAUGAAGUUCCAUAUCAGAGUGUUUGUAAUGAGCUACUCUCAUUUAGCCAGCAGAAGGCUGACAACAUCUCUGUUGUAUAUUGUGAUUUGCAAUCUAGCAAUGUUCCUACAGCUGAAUGCGAAAUGGGUAAAGGAAUUGCAUCUUCGGUAGAGCUUUUGGAUAACUUGUCAUUAUCAUCAAAAAGAGUGGAACCUCCUGUUCCUUCUGUUGCUAAUAAUGAUUUUGCUACUUCUUUGUUAACGAGUAAAUCAAAGCAUUUAAAUCUUCUGGAUGGAAACAUUAGCACAGGCCCUGAAGCAGAAAAAUCAAAUGCAGACACAUUGCAUUCUUCUGCGUUUAAUGCAAUUGGCGUAGAGAAGUCCGAAACCAGAGAAGGCAUAAAAUGCUCCAAGCUGAUGGGUGGGAUCUCUGAUGAUUUGGCUACUAGACAGUUGCAGACUAUUAAAAAUUCAGACCUGGAGCACAUAAAAGAACUGGGCUCAGGCGCGUAUGGAACUGUCUACUAUGGAAAAUGGAAAGGGUCUGACGUGGCCAUCAAGAGGAUAAAACCAAGUUGCUUCACAGAAGGCUCAAUGGCGAAGGAUCGAUUGGUCGCAGACUUUUGGAAGGAAGCUCACAUACUUGGUCAACUUCACCAUCCAAACAUUGUGGCAUUUUAUGGUGUAGUAACAGAUGGACCUGCAAAUAACUUGGGAACAGUAACCGAGUAUAUGGUGAAUGGAUCUCUGAAGCAAGUUUUUCGGAGAAAGGAUAGAACAGUUGAUCGUCGGAAAAGAACAAUAUUAGCAAUGGAUGCUGCCAUUGGAAUGGAAUAUCUUCAUGAGAAGAACAUUGUCCACUUUGACCUGAAAUCUCCUAAUUUGCUUGUGAAUAUGAGGGAUCCUUUGAGGCCAGUAUGCAAGAUUGGUGAUCUAGGCUUAUCAAAAAUUAAAAAGCGGACACUUGUCUCUGGUGGAGUAAGAGGAACCAUACCAUGGAUGGCACCAGAACUUUUGAACAGCAAUAACAAAAUGGUGACGGAGAAGGUUGAUGUGUACUCAUUUGGAAUUGUUAUGUGGGAGCUCUUGACUGGGGAAGAACCUUAUGCAGACUUGCGUUCAGAAGAAAUUAUAGCUGGUAUAAUCAAGGGCAUAUUACGACCUGAAGUUCCAAGCUGGUGUGAUCCAGCUUGGAGAUCACUGAUGGAGAGAUGCUGGUCAUCUGAUGCCAAGUCUAGGCCAGCCUUUUCAGAGAUUGCUAAGGAGCUACGUGCAAUGUCAGCAGCCAUGAACAUAAAGUGACUAGAUUGAGGCUUGUGCUGCGUUUUUUUGUGUAAAUAUCAGGAACAAAGUAGGUAUGGUGAGAGGCAUCUAGCUUUUAGUGCCUGCUGAUGAUAACCCCUUAUGUUAUGGGUUGGUGUGCCAGGUGGACAGUAUUUUUGUUGUCACUGGUAUGAUAUAGGGAAAUGUAGAUACGCCCUAAUAACUAGUAGAGUCCCAUUGUGUAGACCUGUUAUCGAGGUAGAGGCAAGUCACUUUAGAAUUGGAUGAGCUUUGUAAAUUUUUGGUUAAGGCUCCAAUAGUAUAGGAAUGUCAAUUGAUAAUCAUAGCUAUCUCUCUCCCUCUCUCAUGUACACUAGCAACACUAUACCAGCACAAGUAUAGCUCGUGUGGCAAAGCCCCCUAUUACUGUGGGUUCAAUCUCCAUCCUCCUCAACAAUACUCAUCUAACAGAAUUUACAUGUUAACGCUUUCUUUUUCUAAAUCUUGUUUUUGAAUUCUAUUCUAUUGUGAAACUUUAGGCUGAUAUUUUCAGGCUGAAUUUUUUAUAAAUUUCAAUUAAACUCUAAAAGUUCAA